Molecule: messenger RNA, 6519 nt
Organism: Pocillopora meandrina
Lineage: Eukaryota; Metazoa; Cnidaria; Anthozoa; Scleractinia; Pocilloporidae
Source: the annotation of a GenBank genome assembly
AUGGCGGACGAACCCGAAUUCGGUGAGCAUGAUGUGCAGCUCGCUUUAUCGCACUCUUUGACCCUGGGAAACACUGAAAACGAGACCGAGAAAGAUCCAAGCUACGAACUGGUGAGCAGGAACAAGGAAUCACAGAAGAAUGAACGAACACCUUUAGUGCGCACCGUGGACCCAGAAGAACAGGAAUCCCCAUCCGCGUGGAGUACAAAUUUUAAACGAUUUCGCUCGUUUACCAUGUCUCAUUUCACAGUAUCGUUGAUAGAAAAGGAAUGUCGCGAUAGGCAAGCUUCUGCUGUUCUUGCCGGCUGGAAUGUGACUAAUCUGAUUCAAGGAAUGGGAAUUCUUGGAGUUCCCUAUGCCGUGCGUGAGGGAGGAAUUGCGGCAGUUAUUUGUAUCUUCAUUGUAGCCGUGUUCUGCGAUGUGACUGGAAUUCUUCUGGUCGAUUGCUUAUACGAAGUCUCUCCCCGUAGCAAGCUGAGGAAGAGGAUUCGUAGUUCUUACCCUGAUGUAGGUGAAGCAGUGUGGCCUGGUGUGGGAGGGAGGGUGGUUAGUGUUGUCCAGACAAUAGAACUGUAUGCGGCUGCCAUCCUUUACUUAGUGCUCUUAACGACCAUGUUUUAUCAGAUUACAAACAAGUUUUUACCUCUCACUCUAAAUGAAUGGGCCGUCCUCUGUUCUAUAGCUGUCCUGCCAAGUGUCUUCAUCACAAGAUUGUCGCUUAUUGCCUGGAUGAGCAUGCUGGCAGUGUUCUCCCUGAUGUCUGCGCUGGCUGUUAUGGUAGCCUACUGUGUUGUACGAUAUGAUCAGUGGACUGUGGACAACAUCCCAUCCUUUGAUAUAAAUACAUUUCCUGUUGGGUUUGGUAUCGUGACAUUCAGUUACUGUGCUCAUGCAGUUUUCCCUGGAAUAGAGGGCAGUAUGAGGGAACCAAAGAAAUUCAACAAAAUGAUGCAUGUUUCCUUCUUCAUCUCAGCUGCUGUUAAAGCUUUGUUUGGUGUAUUCGCUGUCCUAACAUUUGGCUUGGCUACAGAACAAGUAUUUACCAUAAACUUGGCAGGCAAUGUAGGUUUUAACACAGCAGCAACAGCUUUUGUGGCAACAAAUGUAUUCUUUUCAUUCCCACUACCACUGUUUGUAGUGGUGGAAACAUUUGACAGUACUGUUGGGCCAUACUUUCCUCAUUUAAAGAAAGGUACAAAGUAUCAUUGGUUCUGGUUUGUACUAACAAGGACCUUGCUUGUAACAUUUGCCCUUUUCAUUGCCUUGGUUGUGCCCCAUUUUGGCCUGUUGAUGGGUUUUGUGGGCAGUUUCACUGGCACAUGCCUAUCUUUUGGAUUUCCGUGUAUAGCUCAUCUUAAGUUACGGUGGAAUUCCCUGCGCUGGUAUCACAUUAUGGCGGAAAUUCUUCUUAUUGUGUUUGGAGUUUUAGCAGGCGGUUUAGGUUUUGUUUAUUCAGGUAAAGCACUUGUGGACUCAUUUAGGACAUUUCAGUGAAAAUAAUUAAUAGUUUAAUUUAACUACGUGAAGAGUACAGGAGCAGUCUUAACCUUUCAUUCUAAAGAUCGUAUUAGUAAGUCUCCUUACUUUUUUUCCCCUACCAUACAAUUAUUAAGUUAGCUCAGAUAAACUGCCAUUGGCAGGAUCAACCAAGAAUUCCUAAAUUAUUGAUAUUUUUCUUUAUUCUCUUCACUUGUCUGCUUGAUAUUGGUUUGUUAUGGAAGGAGGAAUUCUUUCUUGGCAACUCAUAGGAGUUUAAGGGUUAAGAGAUCUAAAAUUCAUUUCUAAUUGUAUCAGUUCAGAGUCUAGGUACUUUCAAAAAAAUUAUGAUCAUCUUUGGGAAAUAUUUUGCCAUAGCCUCUACAAUUAUCACAAACUAUUUAAUUAAAAGAUGUCAGGAAAUUAUAUCAUCAGGAAAUUUAUUUUAUGAUAAGCAAAUAAAUUUGAUGGCUACUGUCUGUUUUAUUCUGUAAACUUGUCAUGUAUGAGGUAAUAAAUUAAAAGUAACAGAUAGUAGAGUGUUUAGCUAAUACGGAGAACCAGUUAGGCAAGAGUGAAAAAAGCCAAUAAUUGUAACAAGAGUGAAAAAAAAAGAAAAAAGAAUGGGACAAAAUACACUUUACAUUAAAUUACAGUUUAUACUGUUACAUUCUUUGUUUUAAUUCAUUGACUUUUGUCAGACUCUGUGGCUGAAGGAGCCAUUAGGGGUGAGUUUCUUAUUUUCUCAAAUCUUUAUUAAGGGAUCUCAUGGAUUUUUUUGUUUUUGUUUUAAUGAACCUGAAAUGAGAUUACUGGACAGGUAAUGUUUUAAAUGAAGAUCAAUUUUAAUAAGUUGUGUAGAUGUGUUUUUUGAAAGCUUUGUUCAACACCCAUUGACUUCAGGUGCAUUGUGGUAAUCAAGGUUGAUGUUAGGAUUUAGAGGUGAUGUGAGUUUCUUUUUAUUUUUAAUCAAUGCACAAUGAGUUAAAGGGUGUUUUGCCUCUUUUGGGGGCCUAGAACUCUUGGCUGGAGUGUGAAGUGACUCUAGAAGACAUGGUGAAUGGUGGCUUGAAUUGUUACCAAAACAUUAAGCUUCUAGGUGCCAUGAUACAUGUAAAAUUGAGAGGGUAGUUCUUAUUCUGAUUAUACAAUAUUGGUCCAAUAUCGGUCCAAUAUUGGAUAUUUUUGUACUGAUUUGAAUAAUGAUUUAUAAUCAAGUUGUUCAAAAUUGAGAACUAUUAAAGUUUUUUUUAUCAAUUAGAAUAUUGUUUCAGCAUUCUAUUCUACUCAUAUGACCUCAGAAUCUACUCUUGUGGGAAGAGUAUAGGAUUAAAGAGUCCUCUAUCUCCCUUUCUUAGCACAUAUGUUAUUGGACGACAGUGUUUAUUAGUUGACUUGAAUCAAGAAAAAUUGUUGUCAUGAACACUUGCACUUCUAGCUACUGCCUCAGUGAUGUGCUUCCUGUCAUCUCUAAGUUAAACCUGUGGUAUGUGAGUUACCCUAAAACCUAACAUGGUUGCCACAGGUCAGAAAAAUGGUGAAAAAAUUAAAAUUCUUCAAGAUCAAGGAUUAGUCAGGGAAUUUAACUUUAAGUCAGGAAAACUUCACAUCUUUUGAAUAAGUUAGGGAAAAGCAAAAUUUCCAGGGAAUAUGAAUGAUUUCUUCUUGUCUUGGCCCACUUCAUGAUUAGAGAUGGUUCCACUUUUCUAUUCAGUGAUGCAGCUACUGUUUAGAACAAUUGAUAAACUCCUGUUGGUUUGUGAAUGAAAUCAUACAUUUUCUUUUUAUUCUGUUUUCAUCAUUUUCUCAUCCUUUUCACAAAUUCUUUGGUAUAUUUCAUGGAUGAGAAAGGUGUUGGAUCAGUAGAAUAUUGUUAAACGAAAUUGGAUGACAAACUAAAACUAAUGUUGUGUUUCCAAAAAAAUCUAUCAUUUUUUCAUGUUACCUAAAUGAGCUAUCAAUUCAUAUACACUGUAGCAGAAAUUUAUGGAUAGCUGUGGGUGGAGGUUGGUGACUACUACAUGGAUUCGUUUGUGACAAUGUAAAUUCAGUUGGUCUGGUAAAUGUUGUGUUUGUCAGGGAAAAGUUAGAGAAUUUCGAAAUCCUGUGACUGUGGAAACCAUGCCUAUGGUGUAACUGUGACUAAGUUUCUUUUCUUUUUUUGCGCAUUCUUCACAGAUGGUCGCGCGAAUUUGGAAAAAAAAACUUUGUGAAUAGUAGAAGUAUUAAAAUAAAGAUUCUUGUGCUCGUGCUGAAACGACAGGGCCAUUUUGUUCAGAAAACCUUCGUUACUGUAUAUAUUUUUUUGUACUCGAUUUUAUCGCUUUGCUGAGAGAUCUAUUCUUACAGUUUAGAUUCCUAUAUUUUCACUCAAAUCCUUCAGGACUGUAAUACAAACGAAAUUCAAACUAACCUCGAUUUACGCUGAAUGCCUCUCGAACUACAAGUCCUAAAUACAGUACAUGCAUUUCAUAAGUAAAGGAUUACAACUCGCAACCGAGCUGCAACGGAAUAACCUUGGAAAAAAAACACAGGCUUUGACAGGAUUCGAACUCGUGUCUCACAGAAACUAGUUGGACGUGCUACAUAGAGCUACAUGAUCAGACAAAGGCGAAUUAAAAUGGAUUCUUUAUUUAUUUCAGGCUUUUUUACUGCGAUUUUGUAAUCUUACUGCUCACCGGCUAGGAUUUUAUCUUUAUUUGUUUAUCAUCGUCAGUUAAAACAGUUUAAUUUAUUUUCAUUUCUUAGUUAUCAGUACCUAUUGUUGUAUUUCUUGCUAUGCUAAGUAUGCCGACGGGACAGAACUCGGUGUUCAUGUUUUCUAUUGUUAUUUCGGUCUUUUAUCGGUCAAUUUCGAAUACAAAAAAGUUAUUAGAGGAACUUUUGAAGAGUAAUUUUUUAGAGGAUGCCGGACUCUUGCGCUGAAUUUGCGGGGUUUUCUCUGUGCUGAACACGUGGUCAAUUGUUGUAACAUGGUAUCAAUAUUUGCGUGACGUAGACCGCAUGCAGCGAUUUAUGACAUGUAAUACGUGAACUGAGUUUUUCACAAACCGACGUUGUUUUGGUUUUCGAUCCAAUAUGUCUUAAGAAAUAAGCAUAAUCACUUUCAGUGCAUAAAAUGGUUCACGUUUUAAGCCUGGUUGUUAGGGGACUACACGCGAGAUACAGUCGCGAAACUAGUAACGAAAACUUGGAAAACCAGUCUGACUUGGUGAACGUGCGACAAACCGGACCGAUGGUCUCCGUAUUUCCGCGCGUUCAUCGUCGUAUCUCUAUACAGAAUCAAACAACCGUUGUGCCAAGCGGAGUAGUUGUUGCUCUUGUAAGGAGAUAAAAGUCUGAGAAGAACAGUCCUCAAAUCAAAGAAUGGACGAGGAGAGUACGGAAAUGAACACGAUUUCGGUGACUGCGCUCCCGUGUUCUAGCACAGCUCCAUCGGCGACUACUGUGAUAAAAGAACCAGAGUUAGUAACAAUCCUCGAGGACAUGCCUUUGACAAACGAACAGAUCGAAGAAGAGCAAGAUCUAUUGGAAGAAGCCGAGGAUGAGUUCGAGCCGAAUGAAAACACUCCACUCAUUCGAUCGCACGAAACUCUAGAAAAGAGUGACUCAAGUUUCUUCACACACAACAGCAAAAGUUUCACGACAACUUUCACAACGAGUCAGGCAUCCUUAUUCAUCCCUUCGUUCCAGUUUUCGUUGUAUUCUAGCAUAGUAUCAAUCUCGCGGUCUCUAAAUCAACGAUCCGUGGCCCUCACGAUUGACGACAGAAGUAGCCAAGACUCGAAAUCGAAAUCAACAACCUUGUUGGAGAAGUUGUCAGAAGAUGGCCAAGCAACGACCAUGCUUGCGCUAUGGAACAUGAUUAACAUGAUCUUUGUUAGCACUAGUGUUCUAGCUAUGCCCUAUGCGAUCUUCCUGGGAGGAUUCGCAGCUCUGUUCCUAAUUUUAUUCAUUGGAUUUCUGACCGACAUCACUUCAGUUCUUCUUGUUGGCUGCCUUUACGAAAUCUCACCGAAAAGCCGGCUUCGCAAACGAGUCCGAGCGAGUUAUGCCGAGAUUGCAGCGCACGUUUGGGGACCAGUGGGUGGGUGGAUAGUUGAUUUCGUAACCGUGAGCUUGUCAUACUGCAGCUGUGUUCUGAUGGUGAUGGUUCUCGGUAGUAGCUUCAUGGAACUGUUCAAGGAACUGGUCAUGUUAAACUUAAAGGAAUGGUGCUUGAUCUGUGCACUGGCCAUGUUACCCACAGUUUUCAUCAAAAGACUGUCCAUUCUUGCCUGGCUAAGUAUGCUAGCUGUAGUAGCAGUGUUUAUUAUUGCCUUUAUUCUGUUAGGUUUUACUCUGGGGGAUUCGAACUCUUGGACAUUAGACAAAAUUCCUUCAUUUAACAUUAACACUUUUCCAGUUAGUUUAGGAAUUAUUAUGUUUUCAUACUGUGGCCAUACAGUAUUUCCUGGAAUAGAGGGCUCCAUGCAGAAACCCGUGAAAUACAAAAGUGUCACGCAUCGGGCAUUUAUCUCCGUCACGGCAGUGAAAUUUUUAGUUGGGCUUUUCUGCUGCCUCACAUUUGGUAGCAACACCAAGUCAAUUGUGAUCAUAAAUCUCAGUUUGUCAUAUGGCUCAAUUCUUAGCAAAAUAGCAACAGUGUUGGUUAUCAUAAAUAUUUACUUUUCAUACCCUCUUAAUAUGUUUGUUGUAAGUGGAACAUUAGAUAUAAUUCUUUUGCCAAAGUUUCCCCUCUGCUACAAUCACAAGCGUUACAAUUAUUUGUGGGUUCUCUUCACUCGCACUUUCCUGGUCCUCUCAACACUUGGUAUUGCUGUAGCUGUACCUCAUUUUGGGCUGCUGAUGAGUAUAUUUGGAAGCUUGUUUGGAGCUUGUAUCACCAUGAUUUUCCCUUGCCUAUUCCAUUUGCAGCUUAAAUGGAACAAGUUGACUUGGUAUAAGAAAGUUUGUGAGAUGCUUAUAGUGUUAUUUGGGAUAGUUGCAGGCACAUUAGGUUUGAGUUAUUCCUCUAUUGCCCUGAAGAAUGCCUUGCACUAA